Paramecium tetraurelia is the source of this 378-nucleotide messenger RNA. RefSeq lists its product as uncharacterized. The transcript has 2 exons. NCBI's taxonomy places the organism in Eukaryota, Ciliophora, Oligohymenophorea, Peniculida, Parameciidae. The record is from RefSeq and is a predicted model, not a curated record.
AUGAGUAUGUAAAAAACUCCUGAGAAACAAGAAUUAAGUUAAGCUUUACUCUUAUCUAUAAGUUAAUAUUCAUGGGAUAAAUAAAUUAGAUUAACAACGGAUGAGGAUGUAUUAUGUAGUUAUAGUAAAUUGUCAAAUGAUUAAGGAAGUUAUUUAGAAACAAAGAAAGAUUAAGGAAAUGUAUUCAUUAAAAAAUGCAAUCAAGUUUAAAUUGAUGAUGUUUAAGAUCAAGAACAUAAAUAAUUAUUAUAAAUGUUGAAAGAAAAAGAUAAGAGAAUAGAACAAUUAGAGCAUUAUUAAGUAUGGUUAUAAGAAUAGAAUGAGAAUUUGAAAUUAAAUUAACAAAUGAUGAUGUAAAUUUCAUCUGAAUAUUAGUGA